GUAAAAGAGAGGUCCAGGUACACAGAAAACUUUCAGGCAGAUCCAGGAAAACUGGUUGUUGUGAUGAAUUCUAGUUAUUGCUGAGUGAGGGGAUCUGAAGGGCCCGGUGGAAAUGUGAUCAGGCUCUUCAGUGUACAGGCUAUAGCUGAUGAGUUAUCAGAGUUUCAAAUAUUUUCAUCUCUGUCUCAAGCACAAAACAAAUGGAAAAACUGAACCAUCAGACAACAGAAGCCAGAGAUGGAACAAGAAUCUCAAUGUUUGUAGUUGGUGCUUGGGGUCAAGAAGAGAAUGAAGAUACUGGUGAAUUUCCAUACAUACUGAAAACAUAUAAAAUCUCCAUCUCUGGAACCACAAUAGAGUUGGCAUGCCCGGAGGGUUUCGAAGGUCCAAGCAUAAAAUGGGAAAAAAAUGGGGUAGAAUUAACAGAAGAGAGCCACCUAUUAUCACUGAACACUUUAUCAGAACUGGAGGUCAGUGGUUAUUAUUCCUGCUACAGCAACGAAAAGGAAAAGGGCCAUCUUCUCUACCUGAAAGCAAGAGUAUGUGAGAACUGCAUGGAGGUGGAUCUGAUGGCAGUGGCUGCAAUCAUCAUAGUCGACAUCUGCAUCACUCUGGGCUUGCUGCUGGUGGUAUAUUACUGGAGCAAGAAUAGAAAGGCCAAGGCCAAAACUGUGACCAGAGGAAUGGGUGCUGGUGGCAGGCCCAGGGGACAAAACAAAGAGAGACCACCACCUGUUCCCAAUCCAGACUAUGAGCCUAUCCGGAAAGGCCAGCGGGACCUGUAUUCUGGCCUGAAUCAGAGAGGCAUCUGACAGCUCCUGAGGACAUUGCCUCCCAUUGGCCCAGGCCUGGCUCCUCUCCAGGCACCCUGCUGCUCCCUGUUCCCUGGGCAAGUCUUGGACUCCGCAGAAUUGUUCCUCUGCCUCUUAUGGAACUCACACUUGCAGCCCUGUCCCCAGCUCCCAGCUCCCUCCUUCCUGCCUUCUCUGCUGCUUCAAUGUCCUUUGAAAUACGGUAGCUACUCACCCCUCAUACUUGGCCUGCAUUCUUGUCAGGAAGUUCAUUUCUGUUACUUACCACCACCCCCAAUUCCUUCCUUCCCUGGUGGAUUUUAAUUCUUCCUUUAGUCACCUUCUUUUUCCUGCGUGUAAAGUACCCCAUCCCUAUUUCAUCUACCUUUCUAUUUUUCCAGCUCUCUCAUUGGUGACUUUCUGUGGGAAUGAACUGGAUAAAUGCUGGCCAAGUCAUAGACCCUGGCCCAGAGCCAGCCCUUUGUUUCCUCUCCCCUGUCUCCACUGUUGGCCCCUGGAUGAUCAUUUCCAUCUCCAGGCUCCUUGCCGGCUGAGAGAGAAAUGAAAUAAAGUGUA
Hipposideros armiger (great roundleaf bat) is the source of this 1367-nucleotide messenger RNA. RefSeq names its product CD3 epsilon subunit of T-cell receptor complex (gene CD3E). The coding region runs from base 201 to 812 and encodes 203 amino acids. The record is from RefSeq and is a predicted model, not a curated record. Gene Ontology annotation, cellular component: alpha-beta T cell receptor complex; external side of plasma membrane; membrane. Gene Ontology annotation, biological process: positive thymic T cell selection; cell surface receptor signaling pathway. The transcript has 8 exons. Lineage: Eukaryota; Metazoa; Chordata; Mammalia; Chiroptera; Hipposideridae. Gene Ontology annotation, molecular function: transmembrane signaling receptor activity.